This is a messenger RNA of Peromyscus eremicus (cactus mouse), 942 nucleotides long. RefSeq names its product putative olfactory receptor 2W6. The transcript has a single exon. Bases 1 to 942 code for a protein of 313 amino acids. Lineage: Eukaryota; Metazoa; Chordata; Mammalia; Rodentia; Cricetidae. Gene Ontology annotation, biological process: G protein-coupled receptor signaling pathway. The record is from RefSeq and is a predicted model, not a curated record. Gene Ontology annotation, molecular function: G protein-coupled receptor activity; olfactory receptor activity. Gene Ontology annotation, cellular component: membrane.
AUGGAAAUGAACAGAAGCUCUGGGGCAGACUUCAUCCUUCUGGGAUUUUCCAGUCGACCACAACUGGAGCACGCCAUCUCUGUCGUUGUCUUCAUCUUCUAUAUUGUGACUCUGGUAGGAAACACAACCAUCAUUUUAGUGUCCUAUCUGGACUCUCAGCUCCAUACUCCCAUGUAUUUCUUCUUAUCUAAUUUGUCUUUUGUGGACCUCUGUUACACUACUAGCAUUGUCCCGCAGAUGCUGGUAAAUCUAUGGGGUCCAAAGAAGUCUAUCACAUAUGGAGGGUGUGUGCUCCAGUUCUUCUUUGCUCUGGACCUGGGAGCCACAGAAUGUCUCCUCUUGGCUGUAAUGGCCUAUGAUCGCUAUGCUGCUGUUUGUCAACCUCUUCACUACACAGUAAUAAUGCACCCUAUUCUUUGCCAGAAGAUGGUGCUGUCGGCCUGGAUGGGUGGUCUUGGCAGUGCCUUAAUUCUUUGUUCCUUGACUUUGAAGUUGCCAAGGUGUGGGCACCGGGAAGUGGAUAAUUUUUUCUGUGAAAUGCCAGCGUUGAUCAAGAUGGCUUGUGUCUACUCCAGAGUAAUCGAGAUUGUUGUGUUUACUCUUGGAGUUAUAUUUCUUCUAGUACCUCUGUCACUAAUCCUCAUCUCCUAUGGAGUCAUUACUCAGGCAGUGAUGAAGAUCAAGUCAGCAACAAGGUGGAAAAAAGUCCUUAAUACAUGUGGUUCCCACCUCACAGUGGUAACCCUGUUUUAUGGAACACUCAUUUAUAUGUACAUGAAGCCACAGAAUACCAUAUCCCAUGAGGAAGGACAGUUUUUCACUCUUUUUUACACCAUUGUCACCCCUAGCCUUAACCCUUUGAUCUACACCUUAAGAAACAAAGAUGUAAAGAGUGCAGUGAAGAGAAUUCUGGGAAUAGACAAACACUCUGCCAAAGUGUGA